AUGGCGGACCCUCGCAAAGAUGAAGAGGAGACAACCAUUAAGGUCGCGUCAUCAAAAGACAAGGCCUCAGGAAAAGAGCGACAACUGUCGAUCGGCAUAAUAAAGCUCAAGAAGCCGACUCCAAAGCACAGCAAGUCAGGCAACUGGAAAGACGGAAGCACUCUCGACGAUGAGAAGAAGUCGAAAGCCGCCGCAAAUGCAGCAGCCGCCGCCGCAUCCGCAUCUGCGGCUUCGUCGCCCGGCCCGGUCAUCAACCCCCUCGACGAGGCAUCCCGCGAAGCCUUUGUAACCAGUCGCGCGAUCGAGGACGGACCGGACCUCCAGCAGUGCAAGCACUGCAAGAAGAGCGUGUCCAAGUCGGCGGCGAAGGAGCACAUCGCAGCGUGCCUGAAGAUUAAGAAGGAGAAGGCCCAGCGGAAGAAGGAAGCGCGGGAGGCGCGGGAGCGCGCGAGGGAGGCCGCAAGGGAGGAGGAGGCGCGCAAGGCCGAAAACGACGAGGCCGACGCACGCGGUGGCGGCGAGGACGAUAACAGCGAUGGCGAUGAUGACGGCGGCGGUGGGGAGAAGAAGGGCCAGCAGCAGCCCAAGAAGGCCGCGGGAAAGAAGGCCGACGGCACGGUGAGCGGUAAGAAGCGCAAGGCGGAUGGCGAGCCCGACAAGGCUCCCAAGCCUAAGAAAAAGAAGGACGAGCCGAAGGCGAAAACCGCCAAGCCAAAAGGUCCUGUGGAUGUGGAGCGGCAAUGCGGUGUUAUUCUGCCCAAUGGUCAACCUUGCGCGAGGUCUCUCACGUGCAAAAGCCAUAGUAUGGGGGCGAAGCGAGCUGUGCCCGGGAGGUCACUGCCGUAUGACAUGCUUUUGGCAGCCUACCAGAAGAAGAAUCAGGCGAAGCAACAAAAAGCAGCGAUCGACGCCAGUGCACCGCUGGAGGAGGAUGAUGAUCUGAAUGGAGGCGCCGUGGACUCGGACGAGGAGACGGCGGCCGUCAUGGGGGCACUCGCGCGCUGGAACCCGCAGCCCGCGCUGCCCCAGCCCACAUUCGCCCCGAUCAGGAGGCAGUACCAGCUCGCCCGGCUCCACGAGCAGCUGCAGAUGGCGACGAACGGCGGGCGGGUCAACAUCUUCCGGGUCGUUGGCUACGGCGCGCAGCGGCUUCCCGAGGGUCACGAGGGCCUCCUCGACACCGAGGACGCGCCGGGCGAGCCGGACCCGGGUGCGAUGGGGCCGUUCUCGCGGAGGUCGUCGGCCUACAGCGUCUCGGGAGUGCCACAGCAGCGGCAGCCGUCGGUGAGCAGCCGAGCUUAG
This is a messenger RNA of Phialemonium atrogriseum, 1302 nucleotides long. Its product is annotated as SCA7-domain-containing protein. The record is from RefSeq and is a predicted model, not a curated record. The coding region runs from base 1 to 1302 and encodes 433 amino acids. The transcript is spliced from 5 exons. Gene Ontology annotation, cellular component: SAGA complex. Gene Ontology annotation, biological process: RITS complex assembly; regulatory ncRNA-mediated heterochromatin formation; regulation of transcription by RNA polymerase II. NCBI's taxonomy places the organism in Eukaryota, Fungi, Ascomycota, Sordariomycetes, Cephalothecales, Cephalothecaceae.